Molecule: messenger RNA, 1581 nt
Organism: Microthlaspi erraticum
Lineage: Eukaryota; Viridiplantae; Streptophyta; Magnoliopsida; Brassicales; Brassicaceae
Source: the annotation of a GenBank genome assembly
AUGGCGAGACUUACCCUAAGACCCGACAAUCAUUUCUUCUCUUCUCCCGUAGAGGCAUAUAAACAACCUCUACACUCCGUCACCACCACCACCACUCGUUUCUUCCCGCACCAUCACUACCGCAAUCCUCUCAAAUCAAGGGUUAAGUGCUCCGCCAGAGGUACAGAGCGACUCAGAGAGAGCAAGAAGCUUCCGAAAACCCCUAUCGAAGAAGAGUCUCCUCCUCAGCUUCCCGAUUCAGGUUCCGAUUUGGAAGUUCUGAGCACGGAAACGGGUUCCGGACAGAAUUGGCCUCCAUGGAAAAACGUACCGGAGAGAUAUAAGCUCAUCGGCGCUACUUCCCUCGCCUUUGUUAUCUGCAAUAUGGACAAGGUGAACUUGAGUAUUGCUAUAAUACCAAUGUCACACCAGUUUGGAUGGAGCUCGUCUGUGGCCGGUUUGGUUCAGUCAUCAUUCUUUUGGGGUUAUGCUUUGAGCCAGUUGCCUGGAGGUUGGCUUUCCAAGAUUUUUGGCGGCAGAAGAGUGCUCGAGAUUGGUGUGUUUACAUGGUCUUUCGCUACAGCUCUUGUUCCAGUACUCGCUGGAUUUAUGCCCGGUUUAAUCUUUUCUCGAAUUUUGGUGGGAAUUGGAGAAGGUGUUUCCCCAUCGGCUGCAACGGACCUUAUAGCCAGGACAAUACCUGUUGGGGAGCGCUCAAGAGCGGUAGGCUUUGUGUUUGGAGGAUUGAGUUUGGGAAGUGUUUUGGGGCUUCUCUUGGCUCCUCCCAUUAUCCAAAGCUUUAAUUGGGAAUCUGUCUUUUACCUAUUUGGUCUCCUUGGUGUGGGUUGGUUCAUCGGGUUUCAGUUUCUUAAUGCAGAAGAAGUUUCAUAUAGAGGUGAUGGGACCACCACAACUUCGCAUAAACCAGAAAAAGCUACACGGGAAGAACUGGGGAACUCAUUGAAGGAGAUUCCAUGGAAGUCGUUUUUCCAAAGCUCAGCUGUUUGGGCAAUGAUAUACACUCACUUUUGUGGAAGUUGGGGUCAUUAUACGUGUUUAUCUUGGCUACCAACUUAUUUCAGUGAGGCGCUGGAUCUAAAUUUGAGAGAUGCUGCUUGGGUUUCCAUCCUUCCUCCACUGGCUUCGAUUUUCGUGACAAGUCUUGCUUCACAAUUCGCUGACUACUUAAUUUCAAAUGGAGUUGCGACUACCACGGUUCGAAAGAUUUGUCAAACGAUUGCAUUCUUGGCACCUGCGGUCUGCAUGACACUUUCAUCUGUUGACAUUGGAUUGCCACCAUGGGAAAUUGCAGGAAUCUUGACAGCAGGCUUGGCCCUAUCAAGUUUUGCUUUAUCUGGACUUUAUUGUAGUCAUCAAGACAUCUCACCCGAAUAUGCAAGCAUACUUCUGGGGAUCACAAACACAGUGGGGGCAGUACCUGGAAUUAUAGGUGUGGCCUUAACUGGUUUUCUCCUUGACUCGACCCAUUCAUGGACUAUGUCUCUCUUCGCGCCAUCAAUAUUCUUCUACUUGACCGGAACGGUUGUAUGGUUGGCAUUUGCAAGCAGUGAGCCUCAGACGUUCACCAAGGAUGACUCAUGA